Messenger RNA from Pieris rapae (cabbage white), 3745 nucleotides. It is a transcript of the gene 7B2, whose product is annotated as neuroendocrine protein 7B2. Gene Ontology annotation, molecular function: enzyme regulator activity. Lineage: Eukaryota; Metazoa; Arthropoda; Insecta; Lepidoptera; Pieridae. The transcript has 5 exons. The coding region runs from base 125 to 844 and encodes 239 amino acids. Gene Ontology annotation, biological process: regulation of hormone secretion; neuropeptide signaling pathway. The record is from RefSeq and is a predicted model, not a curated record. Gene Ontology annotation, cellular component: secretory granule.
CCAACUGGUGAGUAUCAUCGCGUAGAUCCGGACCAUUUUCAUAUCGUUCAUAAAAAAAGGUGCAUGUACCUUGCUGUGGCGCUAAUCAUUAUAAUUGCGAGUUUGGUCAAACUCCAAUGCCGAGAUGCUCCACCUAAAGGCUAUAUUGUGUCUGAUAAGCGUCGUCGGGAUCAUGGGAUCGCGCCCCCCUGGUUCUUUUGGGGGAGAGGACCGCUACAUGCUUACCGAAGCGUGGCUACAUGAGGUCGUAGACCGCAUGGGGAGGGACAUCAAAGACGCCGCUACCUCCUUCCUUGAUUACACCCCUCGCCAGCGUCACUAUAGUCUACUAAACGCUAACGACGAUGAUGAUCAGGAACAGAUUGACUACGAGUCCCUUAUUGAGAGCAACCCUAGUCCCAGCCUACGCGAUCAGGAGCUUUUGCAACACAGUUCUCUCUGGGGUCACCAAUUUGUAACUGGUGGCGCUGGUGAAGGCGUCAAUCGCCAAAUGAUCAAAACUGAUGCAGUGCUGCCAGCUUAUUGCAACCCACCUAAUCCUUGCCCUGUUGGUUACAAUGAAGAUCAGGGCUGCAUAAAAAAGUUUGAGAACACAGCAGUCUUCAGCCGUGAAUACCAACUGUCACAGCGAUGCAUGUGCGACGGUGAACACAUGUUCAGCUGCCCCAACGAGCCGUCAGACCUGGAUAUCCACUUCCCUGACCAUAAGAACCUCGUCGCUAAGAAAUUCAUUGACGAAGUUAGUGCAUCCUAUUUAUUUCAACAAAUUAAAGCCAUCUUUCAAUUUAUGGGUGAAUUAAUGGCGGCCCGUCGAAAACACCCAGCCUGUUAUUGCGCCUAUUGAACACAAUUUUCUAUGAUUUUCGCUAUUUAUUUUUAUCUAAAUAUGUUUACAUUUAGGUCAAACCUGUGGUAGCAUAAGGGUCAUUGGGAUAAUACUCAUAUUAUAUAAUGUUUUAGGUGGAGAAUCCUUUUUUAUUUGGUGAACGUCUACCUAUAGCUGCGAAAAAGGGAUUCGAUGUACAUGUCUACUAAAUAUAACUUUUAUAGUAAUUGUCGGACUCCUGAUAUAUUUUGUGAGUCGUUCAGACAUAAUAUCGGUUAAAUAUAUUAUGUGCAGUUUAUAUAAGUCACGUUAAUUUUUAACUCGAAAAAAAUUUUUAAUUAUUAUUUAUUUAUUUAAUUUGCCGGUUUAAAUGUUUAAAUGGAAAAGGGAAGAUACUUCCUAAUUACAUAAGCACUGUAGUAAUAUAGGCUGUUUCUGUUUUAUAUAGGUAACAGAGGAACAAACUGUACUUAUAAAUCUUAAUAUAUCCAUAGAAAUAUAUCAAGGAGUCGCAAUUAGUGUUUCUAAUAGUGUUUACUGUCUUAAGAUAAGAUAUAAAAUUUUAUUGAUGUCUAUAAAAGUCCUAGCAACCUCAUGGAAUAAUUAAUUUAGGAAGAUAUUUUAAUCAUCUUUAUAAAAGCCUUUUUAAUAAUUUUAGCCUUAUGUAAUAAUUUUACAAGAUACAGUUUAUUUUUACUCGCUAUUGUUUAAACUAAGAUUCAUCUUCAAACUACAUACAUAUAAUGAACUAAUUUUCGUUUUUUUUAAUUUUUGCUAGAUUGUGAAAUGUAAAAAUGCGGCGAUCAACAUUUAAUAGAAUAUUUAAAUUUAAGAAAACUCUAGGCCACAGCUGAGCAAACGUUAAAGUCAUUAAAUAUUAGAAAUGGGCGUCUUUAAUUAUUGUACAGAAUAUCGUAAUGCCACCCCAUGGUAGUUUAGGAUAAGAAAAUUGUAUAUUUUGGGCACGGGAAAAUUAAGUAUAGAUUAAAUAGGAGGUAAGAAAAAAACAAGCUGUUUGAUUGAUAUAAAUAGAAAAAUAAUAAGUACUAAUAGUUUUACGGACAAUUUUUUUUUACUAGUUGAAGGGAGUUAUCCGUAAAAUUACACGCGUACGUCUAGUUUUACAGGAUUUAAACGCGUUUAAUUAUAACCACUUAAACCUUAAUUAAAUGACGGACCGUUUGCGUCUGUCAUUAAAUUAAAUAUUUAGUUGAAAAUAAUUAAACGCCCUUAAAUACGUUUAUAAUCUUAUAAUAAAUUUCUAUUUAUAUGUUCUAUAGUUCAUGUGUCAUUUUUCUAGUCCUCUUUAACUGAAUAUUUGUCAGCUAAAAUUUGUAGGUAUUUAUAUUUUUAUCUCACACUUCAUAUUCGUCAGUAAAAUUAAUUAAAACAAAAAAUUAUAUAUGUGCUAAGUCAAUGUGAGCUCUCUUCUGUACAACCUUAUACUUUACAUAAAUUCUAGCUUAUUGAAUGAUAUACGCACAUACAAUAAUUAAGUUAUAUGUAAGUAGAUCAGUUAUACACAUGUAACCAGUUAUUCUAAAUGAUUUAGUAAUUUCAGUAUGUAAUACUAUUUAUAAUAUAUAAUUAUAAUAAGGAUAUAAUUCCCAUGCAAUGGGCGUAAACCAAUGGACGGCAUUAGUUAAGGUAAAUAUGGGAGGGACUAAAUAAAAUGUAAAGGCAAACUUGUUUUUACCCCAUUAAUUUUAAACCUAGGAUUAAAUUAAUAAUAAUAAUAAAAUUAGGGCUUCGGAAACUGAUUUGAUGUAACACGGAAUAGUCGUAUAAUGAACCUUACUGAUUUGUUAUAAGGUACAGUACACGCUGAUCCAUGUAUAUCAAAUACAGUGUGAAGCAUAUAUGCACGUGAAAUAAUCACGUUAGGUAGGUAAAGGAAUGUACAUAAAUUUCCAAAGUGAAAUGAGCGUCGAAAAAGAGAAAUAACGUAGAUACUUUAAUCCGAAUAAAAUAGUAGUAUAUUAUUAUAAACAUAUAGUAAACUUAUUGAUAAUUUGAUUAGAAUUUAAUUUCGUUAUUUUUAAUUGCAUUAUAUUAAAAAUGGUAUUUUUGUAAUAAAAGACAAAAAUGAAAAAAAAAAUAUUAUAAGGUCUAUUAACUAAUCAACAUUGCUAUACGAUGAUUAAGUUUCGUAUUUCGUGGACUGUUUGAAAAAACAAAAGCACGCUAUACAAAAAUUUGUAUGCAUUAAUAUUUAUUAACUUUAGCUCGUAAUAUUUAUAAUUUAAUGUUUAAUUUGUUUUGUAAAUAAUGUUUGAGCGAGCUCAGAAGUGCAUUCUGUCUAAGGUAUUAACUUAUAAAUUAUAAUUAACCUACGUAUUCAAAAAGCUAUAUGUAUGUUAGGCUCGAAAUGACGUGGUGUAAUGUAGUAUAUUUAAUGUAUAUAGAAAAUAUUCCUAGGUAUAAAACAGUGAAAAUUGAGUUAUAUUUAGUAAUGCUAUGUAAUUUAUUUAUGUGUAUUUGUUUCAUAAUACCCUGGAUAUGUGUCUUCCUUAGUGUUAACAAGAAUAUAGAUAGUUUAUAACAGAUUUCUACAAGUUGUAUAUUCUGAUACUUAUUGAAUUUGGGUAAUUUUCAUCACGCCCGUAUCACCCUGGGAAACUAAAUGUUUUAUACGUAUAUAAAGAACUUUGACGUAAACUUUUAGUAUAUUUGAUCAGAUUUAUUACUUUCUUUCUGAAUAUUCAAUGAAUUUGUUACAUUUUUAUAUACCACACUGCAUUACGUCCAUCAUUUUUAUUUCUCGGUUUAUGCUCAUGUCUACAUAAGACGAAACGAUGACAAAGUUUCAUCAUCGGACGUCGAGGCAGAAUACGAAAUUCCACCGUAUCACCUCGACGUCCGCCGUUCCACAACUGCGCGUUUCUCGAGGCAGUUUUUGCCGCGCAUCACCACUUUGUG